Messenger RNA from Solanum stenotomum, 3183 nucleotides. RefSeq lists its product as uncharacterized. The record is from RefSeq and is a predicted model, not a curated record. The transcript is spliced from 6 exons. Bases 1 to 3183 code for a protein of 1060 amino acids. NCBI's taxonomy places the organism in Eukaryota, Viridiplantae, Streptophyta, Magnoliopsida, Solanales, Solanaceae. Gene Ontology annotation, molecular function: nucleic acid binding.
AUGCCUCAAAAAAGGAAAAGUAAAAGCAAAGGAAAGCAAGUAGAAGUGGCGGCUGGAGAGGCCAACCAGACUACCCCAAGUGAGUCUCCAUCACAAACAUUCCUAACUCCUCUAUUUCCUGAAGAGUUGAGAAGGGAUGGAGUUCCCCCAGAACCACCUACAGAUGCUACCGUGCAAGAUUUGAGGAAUGCCGUUCAAUUAUUGACUCGUAUAGUUGUUGGCCAAGGUCAAAGGCUAGAAGGCCCAGUUGCAGGUAUUGGUGGUGCAGAUAGGGCAGCUAGCACGCAGAUACGUGAUUUCCUUAAUUUGGACCCUCCAUCAUUCACUGGGUCAGAUCCUAAUGAAGAUCCACAAUACUUUAUUGAUCAAAUCCAACGAACUUUGGAUGUUAUGCACGUGAUUGGUAAAGAAGUUGUUGAGCUAGCAACACAUAGAUUAAAGGGUGUGGCCAUAUUAUGGUAUGAAACUUGGAAGCGAUCUAAGAGUACAGAUGCACCUCUAGCUACUUGGAAAGAAUUUAAAAAGGCAUUUCUUGAUCAUUAUUUGCCAUUGGAGAUUCGAGAGGCGCACGCAGAUCAGUUCUUAAAUCUUCACCAAGAGGGUAUGAGCGUGAGAGAGUACAGUCUCCAAUUUAAUUCCUUGUCGAGGUAUGCUCCUAAUGUUGUUGCUACUAUGGAGGAUAGAGUUCAUCGAUAUGUGGAUAGAUUGGAUUCGCCAGCUAGGCCGUCAUUUCCCUACUCUACAGCUAGUGCUCCACCCCAAUUUCAAGGGCCGAGAGGCAAGCAGUUUAGGCAAAAGAGUGAGAGCCAAGGUUCACGGACAAUUGGAUAUCCAGAGCAGGGCAGUACAAGCCAAUCAAUGCCUCCUAGGCAGCCUUGUAAACAAUGUGGGAGGAGUCAUCUAGGGCACCUAAUGAGAGAUUGCCCUAAAAGUCGCAUGGGUGAUAUAGCACAACCUACUGGAUCAGCUGUUGCAUCGUCAUCAUCUGUGCCUUAUUUAGGUAGAGGUCUACAAGUUCCUACAGGUCGUGGUAGAGGUGUUAGAGGAGCAGCUAGUUCUAGCAGAGUCCAAAAUCGCACAUAUGCUCUAGGAAGUCGACAGAACUUGGAGGCUUCACCUGAUGUAGUAACAGGUACAUUGUUCAUCUUUUCACAUAAUGUAUAUGAGUUAAUUGAUCCUGGUUCCACACUAUCGUAUAUCACUCCACUAGUUGAUGGGAAGCUUAAAAGAACACCAAAAUUAUUGAAUAAACCAUUUCAAGUGUCUACACCAACCGGUGAGUCUAUUAUAGCAAGAAGGGUGUAUCGUAACUGCAUAGUAACUGUUUGUGAUCGUGAUACAUUGGCUGACCUAAUUGAACUAGAAAUGUUUGAAUUUAAUGUUAUAAUGGGUAUGGAUUGGUUGGCUUCUUGUUAUGCCACGAUGGAUUGCCGAACUAAGAGAGUGCACUUUCACUUUCCAAACGAGGCAGUCCUUAAAUGGGAAGGCAAUGUUGCAGCGCCAAGGGGUAAGUUUAUUUCUUAUUUGAAGGCGAGGAAGAUGAUGUCAAAAGGGUAUAUAUGUCAUCUAGUUAGAGUGAGAAAUGUGGAGGCAGAACCACCGACUUUUCAAUCUGUUCCUGUAGUAAAUGAAUUUAUUGAUGUGUUUCCUGAAGAGCUUCCAGGUUUACCCCCAGAACGAGAAGUAGAGUUUGGUAUCGAUUUAAUUCCAGGCACUCAACCCAUCUCUAUUCCUCCGUAUAGAAUGGCCCCGGCAGAAUUACGUGAAUUAAAGGAACAAUUAAAGGACUUGUUAGAAAAUGGGUUUAUAAGGCCUAGUGUAUCCCCAUGGAGUGCACCAGUGUUAUUUGUACGUUAUCACCAAGUGAGGGUGAAGGAGAACGAUAUACCCAAGACAGCUUUUCGAACACGGUAUGGUCAUUUCGAAUUUCUCGUUAUGUCAUUUGGGCUAACAAAUGCACCGACAAUUUUUAUGGAUUUGAUGAAUAGGGUGUUCAAGCCAUUCUUGGAUAUAUUUGUGAUAGUAUUUUUAGAUGAUAUCUUGGUGUAUUCAAGAUCAAAAGAGGACCAUGCAAAUCACUUACGACAGGUAUUACAAGUUCUUCGUGAUCGGCGGUUGUAUGCCAAGUUCUCCAAAUGUGAAUUUUGGUUAAAAUCAGCGACAUUCUUGGGUCAUAUUGUAUCUGAUAAAGGAAUAAGGGUUGAUUCACAAAAGAUAGAGGCCGUGAAAGAUUGGCCAAGACCAACAACACCCACAGAGGUUCGUAGCUUCCUAGGGUUGGCAGGUUAUUAUAGAAGGUUCGUUGAAGGAUUUUCUUCUAUUUCUGCACCUUUAACUAAACUAACACACAAGGCAGCUAAAUUUCAAUGGAAUGAUGCAUGUGAAAGAAGCUUACAAGAGUUGAAAAGUAGGCUAACUUCUGCACCUGUAUUAGUACUUCCGGAAGGCACAGAGGGGUAUGCAGUAUAUUGUGAUGCUUCAGGGGUUGGUUUAGAAUGUGUACUCAACCAGCAUGGUAGAGUAAUAGCUUAUGCCUCAAGACAACUGCGGCCACAUGAGAGAAACUACUCAACACUUGAUCUUGAACUAGCAGCGGUUGUAUUUGCUUUAAAGAUAUGGCGCCACUAUUCAUAUGGGAUUCAUGUUGACAUAUAUACAAACCAUAAAAGGAAAGCAAACAUAGUAGCUGAUGCUCUUAGUCGCAAGACAAUAUCAAGUAUUAAUGAGCAAACCGUGGAAAAAGAAGUGAUGGCGAAGGAUCUACGUCAACUAGCUAGUUUGGGAGUUCGUCUUCUUGAAACCCCAAAAGAAGGGAUUGUAGUGCAUAAUGUGGCAGAAUCUUCAUUAGUAGUUGAGGUAAAAGAGAAGCAGUUCAAAGAUCCUACUCUACAACGAAUUAAGGAGAAGCGAGUCAAAGUAGAGCACCAAAAGCCGGAAGGUUAUAUGCAGUGUAUGGAGCUUCCAACUUGGAAGUGGGACAUGAUCAACAUGGAUUUUGUCACUGGUUUACCUUGCUCGUUUCGUAAUUUUGACUCCAUAUGGAUAAUAGUUGAUAGACUCACCAAGUCAGCACAUUUCUUGCCAGUUAAGACUAAUUAUACAGCUGAAGAGUAUGCAAAGUUAUAUAUUAAGGAGAUAUUUCGGCUACACGGGGUUCCAAUCUCUAUUAUAUCUUAUCGAUGA